Chaetomium strumarium is the source of this 1796-nucleotide messenger RNA. RefSeq lists its product as uncharacterized. Bases 80 to 1606 code for a protein of 508 amino acids. The record is from RefSeq and is a predicted model, not a curated record. The transcript has 2 exons. Lineage: Eukaryota; Fungi; Ascomycota; Sordariomycetes; Sordariales; Chaetomiaceae.
CCAGCAGCCAGGCGCGACACGAAAGCUGCUGCAACGACAUGUGCAGAUUGACGUCUCUCUCAAAUAAAAUAUCGCCGCCAUGACUGCUCCAGCCACGUUGGAUGUCCAGGGCCGUCCUAUGACAUACGAAGAGGCCGCCGAGGAAGAGUUCAACGUCCUCAGCCGCCUUGGGCAUAGUGCAGCUCUCAAGACAUUGGCCGACGACCUCUGGCGGCACAGAAAAUCGAUUGAGGGUUUGACGCGACACCACCUGGGACUGGGCAAGCAUGACACCUGUGAUGUUCUCGAGCGCCGCCACUGGAUCCGGGGCGGCUUCAACAUGUGUGUCUUGCUCAAUAUAACCUCGCCAGGACGUCAGGAGAGGAAGGUUGUGUUUCGUUGCGCCAUGCCACACAAGCUCGCUGAAGCAAGAUAUCCCGGCACGGUAGACGAGAAGCUGGGUUGCAAAGUUGGGUCAUAUGUCUUCAUCCAAGAGAAUUGCCCUAAUGUUCGUAUCCCCCACCUCUAUGGCUUUGGCUUUUCCGACAGCCGCCAGUUUACACAUGUCUGCCACAGGCCAUUCCUGGUCCGUAUCUCACAUAUGUUCCGCCGCUGCAUCUACCGCUUAUUCGAUCGGGUGCUCUCCCAGUACACCUGCAAUGCAACCCACCACAGUGUCCCGUUUGCUUACCUGCUGCUGGACCGUAUCAAUCCCAAAUCUGGGCAGAUGCUAUCAAACACGUGGGACAAGUACAGAGACGAUCCUGCUCGGAGACAGAGACUAUUCCGAGGAAUGGCCAAGAUCAUGCUAUCGCUGGCGCGUCUCCCCCAGAUGCAGAUCGGAUCCUUCCAAUUCAAUGAUGACGGCACCUUAACGCUGAGAAACCGGCCCUUAACUUGCUCCAUGAGCUUGCUAGAAAACGACGGAGCACCGAGGACGAUGCAGAGGAGCGACACGUACAAAUGCACCGACGCCUUCGUGGCCGACAUGAUCACCUUUCACGACCAGCGCUUUCUCCACCAGCCCAACUCGGUCAACAGCGAAACCGACUGCCGCAGCCAAAUGGCCGUCAUGACACUGCUCCGGGUCUUCUCGCACCGGUUCAUCAAGCGGGAGCACCGUUACGGGCCUUUCCUGCUCCAGCUCACCGAUCUCCACGCCAGCAACCUGUUUGUGGACGACGACUGGAACGUCACCUGUCUGAUCGACCUAGAGUGGCUCUGCGCGCUGCCCCGGGAGAUGCUCGACGUGCCGUACUGGCUUACCGGAUGCAGCAUUGAUCAGAUUCAGGAUGAUCGCUACGUCGAGUUUGACAAGAUACGGCGCGAAUUCAUGCACGUUUUUGAGAAAGAGGAACGUACGAUGGCAGCCGAGCAGGGACUCACCAUCACAGUCUCGAGUGUCAUGCAAGAAAUGUGGGACUCGAAUGGGACAUGGUUUUGGCGUUGCCUAUCGUCCGUGAACGCCAUGUACCUCCUGUUGGAAGACCACCUCUGCCCUGGACGCCUUCCCGUCAGUGUCGAGGAGGCGGUGUCGCAGUUUUGGUGCGAGGAUCCGGAUGCCGUGGUCCGGGCGAAGCUAGCCGAUAAGGAGCGCUAUGACGAGCUCCUGAGGCAAGAGUUCUAGAAAAUGAGCGAGUAGGAUGGUGGGGUGUCCCUGCCCAGCUUGUGUGUAUUGAAGGAAUGUCGGGGGGUUGGGGGGUUAGGUAUGGGCGAAAGCUGUGAAGGCCGAUCGGAAUUGUAAACAGUAUCUCCGGGUCGGCGAGCGUUGGUGCUCGUCGGGUGGUGCUCUCCAUCGUGUCUUGCCGUUUGUUCUU